This is a messenger RNA of Vigna angularis (adzuki bean), 1860 nucleotides long. Its product is annotated as mitochondrial outer membrane protein porin 1-like. Gene Ontology annotation, biological process: monoatomic anion transmembrane transport. NCBI's taxonomy places the organism in Eukaryota, Viridiplantae, Streptophyta, Magnoliopsida, Fabales, Fabaceae. Gene Ontology annotation, cellular component: mitochondrial outer membrane. Bases 138 to 875 code for a protein of 245 amino acids. The transcript has 5 exons. Gene Ontology annotation, molecular function: voltage-gated monoatomic anion channel activity. The record is from RefSeq and is a predicted model, not a curated record.
GCUAUGUGGUGUUCCAAUGUUUGUCCUUUUUCACACGAGGAAACAUCGCUUGAUGCAGAAACCAAGCGUACUCUUCACCCCUUUCCUUCCCAAUAAACAAUGUCUAUAAUUGACUUGUAUUCAUUCUUCAUGGCAAAAUGAACCAGGGUCCGGGCUUAUAUUUUGAUAUUGGAAAGAAGGCCAGAGAUGUUCUUCAUAAGGACUACUGUCAACAAACACCAAUUCACUUUAACUACCGAUUCUUCGGUUGGAAUUUAGAUCUAUCCUGUGAAGAAGAACUUGUGCAUGGACUAAAGGGCCUUUUUGCAUGUAACAUACCUGACUCUGGGAAGUUGGAACUUCGACACUUGAGUAGAUUCAGUGGGUUUAGUGCAAGCAUUGGAUUAUUGGGAGACGAAGGAAAAGGAUAUAGCCCUGUAGCAAACCUCUCUGGUCUUAUAGGAACAAGAAUUCUCUCCCUGGGAGCAAAUCUUGCCUAUGACAUAUCAGCAACAAGGACAACUAACAGUCUCAAUACUGGAUUGAGCCUCAACAGUCCCUACCUUGUUGCUUCCGUGACCUUGCAUGACUAUUUCCAAACUUUGAAAGGUUGCUGCUAUUUUGAAGUGAACCCCCUGAACAAGACUGCAAUUGCAGCAGAGGUGAAGUAUGACCUUGCAGAUGAUGAGAUUACUGGUGUAACGAUUGGUGUUCAGCAUGCAUUGUUUCCUUGGACAUUGUUGAAGGCUCGACUCAGCAAUAAUGGCAGGGUAGGCGCUCUUAUUCAACAGAAGUUCGGAAGGAAGUUUUCCAUAACUGUGGCAGGAGAGGUCAAUUUGAAUGAGAAAGACAAAGAAAAGUGUCCCAAGGUUGGAGUCUACAUGGCUAUAAAAUAGUUUUUCAAGAAGAAAAGCUCUUCAUGUAGAAGCAGGCAACGAGAUAUCAUGAAGACUUCCAAAAGAGGUCGUAAACUGCAUGCAAAUUUUGUUUUGCCCCGUGCAUUUUUUUCAACAUUGGAGAAGUGUAUCAUAUCCUUAUUUAGUGUUUUGUGAUUAAUGUUUUUGAGGUCUGAAAAGAAGCCAUACACAGUUUAUUUAGAUAUCUAUGUAUCAGAGAUUUGUACCAGUGAAAAUUCAAAUUGAAUUCUGUUUCUCAUGUAGGUAACUCUCGAACAAAAUCCAUUCUGCAAGAGUUAAUUUCUCCCUUUGCUGGUCAAGAUAAGAUGAAGUGGUAGAAGCAACAUAUAUUUCUAUGCUUGAUUUGGUUUUGGAGAACUAAUUGUUCACAGAGAGAAGUAGGUACUUAGUAAACAAUGAUCAUUUAUAUGUAAAGCAUCCAAACCAUACUAUUCCCUACAGGGAAAAUAUGUCAACAAUACUUAAUGUAAUAAUCAGCCUGAAGAGCUGUGAUGUGUUAUUUGAAAGGUCAAUUAAUUUCCUGCUGCUCAAAAUUGUAUCUGCAAUGAUAAUGAGAACUUGGUCGUGCAUCAUUCACAUUUUAGAAUGCUUCUAUUCACAGUGAUAGUGGCAAAUGGAUUGUCUAAUUAAACAAGGCCACUGAACACAUUAUGCUUUGAAAGACAACCUUAUCAUGCUCACAUAGCUUUUACAAGAGCUAGGUGGAGUAGAAACUGCUGAUUAUAACCCAGAAAAGGUCCAUUAUGAAAUGGGUAGCUAUAUAAUCACUAACUGAACUUGGUCCAAGGGAAAUGAAAGCAGCUGAAGACUUGGAGGAAGUACCAAUCUUUCGAAGUGUAAAAAUAGAGAGUGACAAGGACAAUGUCAACGACAUCUCUUGCAUUUGUACGAAGUUGUACCAGGUACAUAUACUGAUUCUAAAGGUAUGUGUGGGUAAUUGUACACAGAGAUACAUCCUCCAAUA